Messenger RNA from Eutrema salsugineum, 958 nucleotides. RefSeq names its product glutathione S-transferase F11. The transcript has 3 exons. The record is from RefSeq and is a predicted model, not a curated record. Lineage: Eukaryota; Viridiplantae; Streptophyta; Magnoliopsida; Brassicales; Brassicaceae. Gene Ontology annotation, molecular function: glutathione binding; glutathione transferase activity. The coding region runs from base 182 to 823 and encodes 213 amino acids. Gene Ontology annotation, cellular component: cytoplasm.
AAGUCAUUGGAGGUUGAAAUAUUCGUGGCCUAUAAAAUGCACACAUCCAUAUUCUCUUAUCCUUUCUUCUAUACUUUUUGUAUUUGUUGAAAUCAUGUACUAAAGAGUAACAGUUUAUGCUGUAUCGGUACUAAUAGUUCAUAUCAACCAUUACAUAUUAGCUUAUCUGUUUAAUCAGAAAAUGGUGGUAAAACUAUAUGGGCAGAUAAAAGCAGGUAAUCCACAAAGAGUAUUGCUCUGUUUUUUGGAAAAGGGCAUCGAGUUUGAAGUUAUUCAUGUCGAUCUUGAUAAAUUUGAGCAGAAAAAACCAGAACAUCUUCUUCGUCAGCCGUUUGGUCAAGUUCCAGCUAUUGAAGAUGGGGAUUUGAAGCUUUUUGAAUCGCGAGCCAUAUCGAGGUACUACGCGACAAAGUAUGCGGAGCAAGGAACGGACCUACUGGGCAAGACCUUGGAGCAACGAGCCAUCGUGGACCAAUGGAUGGAAGUGGAGGCCAACUAUUUCAACGUUGUGGUUCUACCUUUAGUUAUAAACAUCGUGUUUAAGCCAAAGUUUGUUGAGUGCGACGUCGCUUUGGUCGAAGAGCUAAAGGUCAAGUUCGAGAAGGUCUUGGAUGUGUAUGAGAACCGGUUAGCUACGAACCGGUACUUGGCUGGGGCUGAAUUCACAUUGGCUGAUUUGACUCAUAUGCCCGGUAUGAGGUAUAUAAUGAAUGAAGCUGGUUUGAGCGGCAUGAUUACGUCUCGGGAGAAUGUUAACCGGUGGUGGGAUGAGAUUUCGUCCAGACCGGCUUGGAAAAAACUCAUGGAAAUGGCUGCUUAUUAAAUUAGUUUAGUAUAUCGUGCGUUGAUUAUGCUGCUGAUGUGGUAUUUGGAUCAAAUAAGCUUUGAUUAAUAUUUUGAAAAAUAAGUUUUAACAUUUCCUGUCAUUCCCAUAUAAAAAUUUAAAUUUCAUGUGUUU